AUGAAAAAAGAUGGCGUUGGAAAAAGUACACUUAUUACAUCGCUUAUUAGAGAAACUUUUGUUCCAAAUAUUCAGCAUGUUGUCCCAGAAGUAACAAUCCCACCAGAAGUCACACCGGAAAAGGUUAUAACACAUAUAGUAGAUUCAUCAUCACGAUCUGAAAAUCGUGAUCAGCUAGAGAAUGAAAUCAAGAAAGCUCAUGUGAUAUGUAUUGUGUAUUCAAUUGAAAAUACACAUACAUUUAGUCGAUUAGCUUCUUAUUGGUUACCUUAUAUACGAAGUCUUGGUGUAAAUGUUCCGGUGGUGCUGGUUGGUAAUAAGAUUGAUCUUCGAGGUGACCAAGUAACAAAUCAAUCAUUAGAAGAAGAAAUAAUACCGAUAAUGAAUGAAUUCAAGCCAUUAAAUGUAUCAGAAGUUUUUUAUUUUGCACAAAAAGCAGUUCUUCAUCCAACGGCGCCUUUAUAUGAUUCAAGAGAACAUGUGUUAAGACCAGCAUGUAUAGAUGCUCUCAAAAGAAUUUUUUCUUUAUGCGAUACUGAUAAAGACGGUACACUUAAUGAUAACGAAUUAAAUGAAUUUCAGAGGAAAUGUUUCAAUGCACCAUUAAAACAACAAGAACUUGCGGGUGUGAAAGAAGUAGUUAGAGAACAUGAACCAGCGGGUGUUAACGAUAUAGGAUUAACGGAACUUGGAUUUUUAUUUUUACAUACACUGUUUAUCCAACGUGGUCGAUUGGAAACAACUUGGGCUGUGCUAAGAAAAUUUGGAUAUGGUGAUGAUUUGAUGUUAAGAGAAGAUUUUCUGUUUCCACACAUCGAUGUUCCUUGUGAUUGUUCAGCAGAAUUAAGUCCUAAAGGUUAUCAAUUUUUCGCCGAUAUAUUUCAACUUUUUGACAAAGAUAAUGAUGGAGCUUUGAAAAAUGAUGAAUUAUUUGAAUUGUUUAGUACUUCACCUGCAAACCCUUGGACAUACACCGGUUUUCCAAAUACUACAAUAACAAAUGAAGCAGGUGCUGUCACAUUACAAGGGUGGUUGGCACAAUGGAGCAUGACAACAUUACUAGAUCAUACAACCACGUUAUCGUAUUUAGCUUAUUUGGGAUUUGAAGGUGAUACUAGGAAGGCGUUGAAAGUUACGAGACCAAGGAAGUUGGAUAGGAAAGCGAAUAAGGUUCAAAGAAAUGUUUUUUUAGUGUAUGUUCUUGGUGCAGCAGGUUCUGGUAAGACAUCACUGUUGAGAGCUUUUGUAAAUAAAGAAUUCGUGCAAGAACAUUCAUCUACCACAAGAACUUUCAAUGUUGUAAAUUCAGUUGAAAUCAAAGGGUCAGAAAAAUAUUUAGUGCUGCAAGAAUUUGGAUCAAGAUAUGAAGCAGAAAUACUACAAAAUAAACGUAAAUUAGAUAAUUGUGAUUUACUAUGUUUUGUUUAUGAUUCAAAUAACGCUGAUUCAUUUUCAUAUAUUGUUGAAUUGAGAAUUCAACCAGACGUUUAUUGUCGUAGUCUUGGACUGGCGCCACCAAUCAAUGUUUCAGUAAAGAAACAUUAUCAAGUAGCAGAUUUAUGGAAUUUAUUAGCAGGAGUGGCAAUAAAUCCAACAAUUGCUACACCAGGAUUAGCAGAUUCGGCACAUGCCUCAUCUCGUAUUAUCAAGAAAUAUUUAACAUUCACAGCUUUAAUGGGUGCUAUAAUGGGUGCCGCAUUUUUAGAAAUCAUGUUUAUAGCUAUUGAUCAACUUAUAUAUUUAUUUGAUACGAUAAAAAGAUUCAAUAUUAAUGAUGAUAGUGACAAAGUCUUAUUUGAAGACGUUAUAAAAAUAUAUGUUAAAAUGGAUAUUGACGCAAUGUGCGCUGCACAAAUAUUUCAGAAUUUAUGUAUACGACAAAACAUAAUGUUUAUUGAUAUUAAACCUGUUAGAACAUUAGAUGAUCUUGACGAAUCAGAUAGAAGACCAUCAUAUGAAUUAAAAUCAUUACAAGCAAUUAUAUUAUUUGGAUUUGGAUCAGAUAUAGAUCUUGCUAGUUUUUUUGAUUUAUCUGAAAACUUAAAUGUUAAUAUUUAUGUACUUGACAGUCAAAGUACGCUUGAUUUAAGUAAUUGUAGUGGAUCCGAGAAUAUAUAUAUUGUAUUAGAUCUCGAGUCAUCAGAAAUUAAAGCAGCAAUGGACAUGUUCAAAAAAGGAAAAUUUAGAAGAAAAGAAAUUGUCUCAACCUCAUUACAAGCCUAUUUCCUAGCAGUUCAAUCUGGAAUGAAAGAUAGUGAUUUAUUAUGGCUUGCAAUUAUAGGCCACACAAGCUUAUUAAUAGCAAAAAGAAUUUCAAUGGAUCAAUAUAGUAAAUAUAUUACAAUUAUAGAUGCAGAAGUUCGAGAAUUCAAUCAAACAACAUCCAAGAAACGAUGGGCAAGACAUAGAGCAAAAGCACGAUAUCCUGAUCAAAAAAAUAUUGAAACCCUCACAUAUAAUUGUGUAUUAGUUGGACAUUGGAAUUUAUAUGAUAGCAUUAUGAAUUCAGAAAAUACAUUUUUUCGUAUGAAACUUAAAAAUAGACAAGGCGAAAAUCUAGAUAACCUUUUGAGAAAUCUCGGAAUAUCGCAAAUAAAAUCAAAAGAAUUUUUUUUAGAGAUGGAUUUCGAGACAGCAGAUAAUUUAUCAAAGAACAUAUCAGAAGAAGGACCCAAGUUAGGAUUCAAUGAACCAAUAUACGCACAAUAUGUAAAAUAUUAUGGAUAUAAAGAACCAUCAUUUAGUGCCAGCGAUAUGGUUUAUGCUUUACAAACACUCUUAUGGAUAAAAAGAUCAAAAAUCAACGAAUUUAAUAUUGGAGAAAUUGAUUUUUUUGAUGUUUUUAAAGAUACGAAUAAUCCAUGGUGGGAUAACUUUCAUACUGUGCUUGAUACGAUUGAAUGCGAUGAUGAAAAUCAAUUUGUUAAAAUAGUGAUAAAGCUACUAAAGGAUUCGGACGAAAAUUUAAAAUUAAGUAAACUCGAUAAGUCAAUCGAACUUUUACAAUUAGCAACAAAAUUUGGUUCUGUAAAUGCCGCAGCGAGAUUAGCUUAUUAUUUUCUUGCCUUGAAAUUCAUUAACAAUAUACCCUCAUCUUCUUGGGACUUGCAAACGUUGUUGGAAUUGAUGGUAGGGAUAACAUUUUUAUAUGAAAAUUAUUUGUCGUAUCAAAAGGACCGAGGACUUUGGAAUUAUGGCAUCAAAGCAAUCACCCAAAUAGAUCUUACUCUGAACGAUGCCAAAUUUUCCAAGUUUUUAUUUCACCAAGACAACGAAAUACGAAAGGCCAUACGUAUCAAUAUACUGUUUUGUAUAGCAUUAUCACACGAACUGGACGAAAAUUAUCGUUCGGCAUUGAAAACUUAUAAAGAAAUCGAAAUAAUAGGUAAAUGCGGCGACAACUUGACCGGGAAAUUGAUCAAAAGAGCUCGUACAAAUUAUCGUUUGUUGGAGAAAAAGGUUCCUAUCAUAGAUCCGGUUUGUUGCGAAUGUGAUUAUAGUGCUAAUGAUUUCAAAGAAAUAUGGAAGUUAUUAGUGUGCCCAAAAUGUGUAAAAGUGGCAUGUUGCUCUAGAAAAUGUUUAAACAAUCAUAUCGAAAAAAUUCAUAAAUCAUAA
Molecule: messenger RNA, 3615 nt
Organism: Entrophospora candida
Lineage: Eukaryota; Fungi; Glomeromycota; Glomeromycetes; Entrophosporales; Entrophosporaceae
Source: the annotation of a GenBank genome assembly